AUGAACUUGACGCAGAACGCUGAGAAAGUAGCCUUGCUUCACCAACAAGGUUCUCAACAAGCAGAGUUGUUGAGAGAACAAGGUGCUCAACAGUUUGAACUGUUGAGACAGCAGCAAGCUGCUGCUGGCGGGUCGAUGCACUCGCGUCGGCCCGAGACUUUGAAGAUUGACAUCUCAAAGGCGCGUCGCAUCGACGACGGGGAUAUGCAAGUUGCAUUUGCCCAGUCAAAUCUGGCAGGACGUGCCAAGACUUGGGCACUGGGGCUCAAGCUGCACGACCCAUAUGCGUUUGGGUCGUUGGAAGUCUUCAAGUCGCGGCUCAGACAAACGUUUGAACCGCCUAGAGCUGAGUUCAGAGCUCGAACCGAACUCUUGAAGCUCAAGCAGGGUAAGCGUGAUGUGCACGCUUACGCUCAACAUAUACGACAUCUCACGAGUUGUAUAAGUUCCAAUCCGGUGGAUGAACACACGUUGGUUUCGGUGUUCAUGCAGGGUCUUGCGGAUGGUCCCGUCAAGACUCACCUGUUCCGGCUUGAACUAGAUUCACUAGAACAAGCCAUUUCAAUUGCGGAGCAGGAAGACUUCAGUCUGAGACAGGCUCGCGCCAGCUCGACAUCAUAUCGUCAACCGAGACGAUAUGACAACGGAGGUCCAGAGCCGAUGGAACUCUGUUAUGUAGAGAGCGAGAAGGCUCGCUCUACAGGCUACAAGAAGUUGCAGAGAUGCAACAGAUGUCAAAAGACAGGACACUACGCUUACGAGUGUAGUGCCCCUCGUCAGUGUCUCGCGACACUGGGCGUAGUGACCGUCCACCCAUGA
Messenger RNA from Peronospora matthiolae, 819 nucleotides. The record is from the annotation of a GenBank genome assembly. Lineage: Eukaryota; Oomycota; Peronosporomycetes; Peronosporales; Peronosporaceae.